CAGAACCCUGCUGAAAGCUGAUGUCUUUAUCGCUCAAUACUUCCCUUCAGGCGUUCUCAGAUUCCUGAUGUACUUCCAACAUUUCCUCUCUUUUUAAUUUAAGAUGACUAGUUUUGUUUGUCCUUCUCUCAGCAGAUGGGAUAUUCACAAUUCAGCCCUCAAUUCUACAGAUGCACACGUCAAAAGCAGACUGUUCGAAACGACGCAGUGCGCAUGUCUGUUUCGCCAGGAAGGCGUGACGUAAUCGCGCACCGGAUCGUUUCCUUGGUUUCCGGGAAACGUGAAGGAAUGGCGGCCUUGAUGUCGCCGGUGGCACUGGUGGCAUCGACUCCUACCAAACCUCGGAACAAGAAACGGCCGACAAGUCCGGGCAACAGUGGGGGCAUAGCUGCAAAGAAGAAGAGAGUAGGGCAGAAUGUUGUGUUGGAUACUAUUGGAGAGAAUCCAAGUUUGGCUACAGAUUCCAGUCCAGGGCAUGGAGAGCCUGCAGUAAAACCUUUGAUAUUUAAGAAUCCAAAUUUUAUUCAUUCUGGCAUGGGUGGUGCAGGUGCUGGGAAAAAGAGCCGUGUUUGGAAAAACCUGAAACAAAUUCUUGCUACUGAGAGGAUGUUCCCAUGGAAACUGAAUGAUCCUAACUAUUCCAGCAUUGAUGCUCUUCCUUCCUUUAAACCAGCCAAAAAAUACUCAGAUAUUUCAGGACUUCCUGCUAAUUAUACAGACCCACAAAGUAAACUACGAUUUAGCAGCACAGAGGAGUUCUCCUACAUUCGUAUGCUUCCUUCAGAUAUUGUGACCGGUUAUUUGGCUUUAAGAAAAGCAACAAGCAUCGUACCAUGAAAUAGGACACAAUCAUCUCUGAAGUAUAUGAAAACAAUAGGACACAAUCGUCUGUCUGAAGUAUGUGAAAACAAAUUUUCUGUUGGACGAAGGAACACAUGGUGACUUAUGACAUUUGGAAGUUCCUGUGCAUCUCAACAAAAGAAAUUCUAGCAACUGAAGUUUUGGCAACAGAGAUUUUAAGUAAAUUGUAAAUAGGAAAUGUAAAAUACCAUAAAACUACAAAAGCUCCCCUGUUGAAACUUCAGGAUGUACAGAAAAUGUUACAUGUACAGUUAAUAUAUUGUGAAACUACUCUUGUUUUUUCCAAAGGAUGCUGGUUAUUAAAAAAUGUUUAAUGCCAUUAGGGCAAACCAAGUAAGGAUAAAAUGGAAAUAUAAUGAAGUUCAC
Messenger RNA from Hemiscyllium ocellatum (epaulette shark), 1227 nucleotides. RefSeq names its product INO80 complex subunit C (gene ino80c). The record is from RefSeq and is a predicted model, not a curated record. Gene Ontology annotation, biological process: chromatin remodeling. The coding region runs from base 136 to 837 and encodes 233 amino acids. The transcript has 6 exons. Gene Ontology annotation, cellular component: Ino80 complex. NCBI's taxonomy places the organism in Eukaryota, Metazoa, Chordata, Chondrichthyes, Orectolobiformes, Hemiscylliidae.